AUGGCUACCGAGACCACAGCGCAAGCACCGCAAUUGGCGGUGUUAGACUUCUUCUUCCCCGGCUUUUCCAUGGCCGCCGGUAUCGUACAGAAGUAUUUCCACAUCGACCUCAACCUUUACAUCCCGUUAGUUAUGCUCUGUGGAGCCCUGAUGGUCACCUGGAACUAUUCGAGCCAGUAUUUUUGGGACCGGGUGGAAACGCAUUUCAUGUCAAGCGUUGACAUCCGCACCGACGAUGAAAUCUACAAUAUUAUCAUGACCUGGGUCGCGAACCAGCGCUUCUCUCAAGGCGCCCGGCGCUUCGUGGUCAACACGAACCUGAAUUCGCGAUCAUGGUAUCUCUGGCGAUGGGAUGACGAGAGCGACGAGGAAGAUAGUAACGACGAGUCCGGCCCAAGCAACGAGACCAAGAAAAAGGCCCUGUCGUACACACCUUCUUUCGGGACGCACUAUUUCUGGUUUCGCGGACGCCUGCUCCUCUUCAAGCGUAACUCGAAGGAGCAGAAGAGCAAUUUCAUGGCCGUGAGUGAACGCGAGGAGAUCUCGGUCUGCUGCUUCGGCCGCAACCCCUGGGUCCUGAAAGAGCUGUUGUACGAGGCUCGCCUGCUAUACAUGGAGAAGGACCAGAAAAAGACGCUCAUCUAUCGCGGUACCACUCGCUCCGGAUCGGCCGAGCCAGCUUGGCAACGCUGUAUGGCUCGCACGUCUCGGCCCUUCUCAACCGUCAUCCUCAACGAGAAAACCAAGCAGGAUCUCAUCAGCGACGUUACGGACUACCUUCAGCCAUCUACGCAGCGCUGGUACUCCAACCGCGGUAUCCCCUACCGCAGGGGCUAUCUUCUGCAUGGGCCUCCUGGUACGGGCAAGAGCUCGCUCUCCCUCGCCCUCGCUGGUUUUUUCAAGAUGCGUAUCUACAUUGUCUCACUAAGCUCUAUCACGGCUAGUGAGGAGAACCUCGCAACUCUCUUCGCCGAGCUCCCGCGCCGCUGCGUCGUGCUCCUCGAGGAUAUCGACACAGCCGGCCUGACCCACACGCGCGACAACGGCACCGGAAACAACAGUUCUUCGGCGGCAACAGGCCCCGAGCCCCUGGAGCCGGGCCAGCUCACGCCCGGCAACGGCGACACGACCAACAAGGACAACAACAAUAACAACUCGCCCGGCCGGCUCUCGCUCUCGGGCCUGCUCAACAUCCUCGACGGCGUCGCCUCGCAGGAGGGCCGCGUCCUCAUCAUGACGACCAACCAUGUGGAGAAGCUCGACAAGGCGCUGAUCCGGCCCGGGCGCGUCGACAUGAUCGUCGAGUUCGGGCGCGCCGACAGCGGCAUGACGGCCGCCAUCUUCCGCGCCAUCUUUGCCCGGCUGGACGGCGACGAGGCACCCCCAUCGUCAUCGCCAUCAUCAUUAUCUUCAUCGUCGUCGAUGGCCACACGUGAGGCGGCGGAGAAGCUCGUGGACCCGGAGGUCCUGAAGAGGCUAGCCAGAGAAGAGGAGCGCAGGCAGAAGGAGGACGACGAGCGCGUCGAGGCCAUGGCGCUCGAGUUCGCGGCCAAGAUCCCGUCCCACGAGUUCAGCCCCGCAGAGCUACAGGGUCACCUGCUCAGGCACAAGAGGGACCCCCGGGCUGCCAUCGACAAGGCCGAGGAGUUUGUCGAGCAGACGAGGAGAGAUCGGAAGGACAAGGAGCUCAAGGAGGCCGAGGACAGGCGCAAGGCUGCGGAGAAGAAGGCGAAGGACGAUGAGAAGAAGUCGAAGGAAGAGGCCGAGGCCAAGAAGAAGACCGACGAGGCCAAGGCCAAGGAAGAGAAGAAGGAGCGCAGGAAAAAGGCUAAGAAGGAGGAGCAGCGGAAGAAGAGAAAGGAAUCUAAGAAGUCGGGCUCCGGCUCGGAUUCGGAUUCAUCUUCGUCUGACGGGUCCUCUGAUGCCGAGGUUGAGAAAAAGGAGACGGCGGAGAGUUCUAAAGCCGACGACAAGCCUGCGCCAGAUACCGAUAUCACGGUCAUCAAGUCUAAACAUGAGAAGAAGGACUCGGGAUACGGGACACCCACGAGUGUUGAGGUGUAG
Messenger RNA from Truncatella angustata, 2064 nucleotides. RefSeq names its product BCS1 N terminal-domain-containing protein. The record is from RefSeq and is a predicted model, not a curated record. Gene Ontology annotation, biological process: mitochondrial respiratory chain complex III assembly; protein insertion into mitochondrial inner membrane from matrix. Gene Ontology annotation, molecular function: ATP hydrolysis activity; ATP binding. NCBI's taxonomy places the organism in Eukaryota, Fungi, Ascomycota, Sordariomycetes, Amphisphaeriales, Sporocadaceae. Bases 1 to 2064 code for a protein of 687 amino acids. Gene Ontology annotation, cellular component: mitochondrial inner membrane. The transcript has a single exon.